Messenger RNA from Argentina anserina (silverweed cinquefoil), 637 nucleotides. Its product is annotated as acyl carrier protein 2, mitochondrial. Gene Ontology annotation, biological process: fatty acid biosynthetic process. Gene Ontology annotation, cellular component: mitochondrion. Gene Ontology annotation, molecular function: acyl binding; phosphopantetheine binding; acyl carrier activity. The record is from RefSeq and is a predicted model, not a curated record. The coding region runs from base 32 to 418 and encodes 128 amino acids. NCBI's taxonomy places the organism in Eukaryota, Viridiplantae, Streptophyta, Magnoliopsida, Rosales, Rosaceae. The transcript has 2 exons.
GAGAGAGAGAGAGAGCGAGCAAGGUUAUUCAAUGGCGGCGAAAAACGUAAUGCUCAAGUACCUGAGAGUGCCGGUUGUGCAGCGGAACCCUAGCUCCUACUCCGUCACCGGCUCUCUGUUCAACGCCGUGCGCGCCCGCUUCUACUCGGAAGAGGUGAGGGGCACCUUCCUCGACAAGUCCGAGGUCACCGAUCGGAUUAUCACCGUCGUCAAGAACUUCCAGAAAGUCGAUCCCUCCAAGGUUACUCCAGAUGCUCAUUUCCAGAAAGAUCUUGGAUUAGAUAGUUUAGAUUCUGUGGAGGUUGUGAUGGCACUUGAAGAGGAGUUUGGGUUUGAGAUCCCAGACAAUGAAGCAGACAAGAUCAACUCCAUCGGUCUUGCUGUUGACUUUAUUUCCUCUCACCCUCAGGCAAAGUAGGGUUGACAUGAGGCUUCAUUUUAUUUGUUGCAAGGAAUAGCUGUAGAACUUAUGAGCUUCAUAUUCCUUUUCCACCUUUUUUCUAUUGUUAAUUUUACUUCAGAAGAGCAGUUAUUUUGUUAUGCUUAAACUUGAGUGUGCUGGCAUUUCCAGUUUAUGGAAAAUGUGUAAACAACUCCAUCACUGUUUUGUUCAAAUAAAAGUCAUUUCAGUUUAGUA